Molecule: messenger RNA, 4043 nt
Organism: Dunckerocampus dactyliophorus (ringed pipefish)
Lineage: Eukaryota; Metazoa; Chordata; Actinopteri; Syngnathiformes; Syngnathidae
Gene: ddx24
Product: DEAD (Asp-Glu-Ala-Asp) box helicase 24
Exons: 9
Coding region: 134-2659 (841 amino acids)
Cellular component (GO): nucleolus
Molecular function (GO): nucleic acid binding; RNA helicase activity; ATP binding
Source: RefSeq, a predicted model, not a curated record
UACACAACCGAUAAAGUUUUUUUCAAUUCACAUGGGCAAAAGUAAUGGCGGCCCCCCUCGUGUCAUGUUUGAUAGUCGUCGAAUCUGAAGAUAAUUUAAUUCACCUAGGAACUGGACGCAUUUGAGAAAGGAAAUGAAGACGAAGAACACAAAUAAGAAGCGAAUCCACGCCGCCCGGGUUAAGCCACUCAAACGGAGCAUUGAAGUUAAGGGACAAUGGAAGGCGAUCGAGUUAGAUCCUGGACUCUUCUCCGAAGAGGGCCUGGAGGGUCUGGUUUGUUUUGAGGAGCUGAGAAGUUAUCGUCUAGUGGACUCUGACAAAGGUGCAACAAAUGCAAAGGAGGGGAAGAAAAAAACAAAGAAGAGAAAGUCAAGUGAAGGUGAUGAAGUCGAGAAGGGGCAUGUGGACAGCAAACAGUCCGAAAAGACAUCAGAACCAGCUAAAAAGAAGAAGAAGACUGUUGCUGUAAAUGAAUCAACCCAAGAUGAAACCAUCACGGUGCAGGUGACACAGAUUGAUGCCGAUAAAAAAGAGGACACGUCCACAGCGCCAUCUGCCAUUACUGGCACAAAAGAUAAACGAAAACUAAAAAUAAAGUCAAAAAGAAAGAAGAAAAAUAAGCAGAAUGAUACAGAAAAGAUCACAGAAGAACAAACCAAGGCCGGCAAAUCAAGCCAAGGUGAAGCAAUAAAGCCUAAAAAGCAGUUAAAAAACUGGACAAAUGCUGCACUUGCCGGUUCUCAUGUCAAAAACACUGACAUUAGUGCAUGGAAAGACCUCUUUGUGCCCCCUGUUGUGCUGAAGGCCCUCAGCAACCUAGGAUUCACUUCACCGACCCCAAUUCAAGCAUUGGUGCUGCCUCCAGCCAUCAGAGAUCGGAUGGAUAUAUUAGGAGCAGCUGAGACGGGAAGUGGCAAAACAUUAGCGUUUGGUAUUCCUAUGAUCCACAACAUCCUGGAGUGGAAGGACAGCUCUGGAAAACCUGUGGACAACAACAUGAAUUCAGGCAGUCCAGAGCCCCCUGGAGCCAAUGGUGGGAGUUCUGAGGAGCUAUCAGUGCAGGACCAGGAGGAAGGAAGUGUCACUGAGCAGGGUGAAGAUGCUGAUGAAGACACCGUUGACGACGAGCACAGCGAUGAUGAUCAGGAUCGGGGGCUGGGAUGCGUGAAGGUGAUUGAAGAUGGGGCUGUGGACUUUGACAACGACUCUGCUGAAGCGGCCGAGAAGGACGGUGCUAGUGCUCGGGGCCGGCCUCUGCUCGGACUGGUCCUCACCCCCACGAGGGAGCUGGCGGUUCAGGUCAAACACCACAUUGAUGCUGUGGCCAGGUUCACUGACAUCAGGACAGCCAUAGUGGUGGGUGGGAUGGCACAACAGAAGCAGAGGAGGAUGUUGAGUCACAGGCCAGAAAUCAUCAUCGCCACUCCAGGGCGCCUGUGGGACUUGAUCAAGGAGAGACAUCCGCAUCUUCUCAAUCUCAGGCCACUUAGGAGCCUGGUGAUUGACGAAGCAGAUCGCAUGGUAGAACGAGGCCACUUUGCGGAGCUGGAGUCUCUCCUAGAGAUGCUUAACACGACUCACUUCAAUCCCAAAAGGCAAAACUUUGUGUUCUCUGCCACGCUCACCAUGGCUCACAGUCUGCCCACACGCGUGUUGCAGAAGAAGAACAUCCAGCAGACCGACAAGGUGACCCUCCUCAUGGAGAGAGUGGGGAUCAAGUCCAAGCCCAAAGUGAUCGACCUCACGAGAACACAGGCUACUGUGGAGACCUUGACCGAGACCCAGAUUCACUGCCAGAAAGAGGAGAAGGACUUCUUCCUCUACUAUUUUCUGUUGCAGUAUCCUGGCCGCACCAUGGUGUUUGCCAACAGCAUCGACUGCAUCAAGCGGCUCAACACGCUGCUGGUCAUCUUGGACUGCACGCCGCUACCUCUGCAUGCCAACAUGCAUCAGAAGCAGCGUCUGAAAAAUCUGGAGAGGUUUGCUGAGAGGGAGAGUUGUGUUUUGCUGACAACUGAUGUGGCAGCAAGAGGGCUGGAUAUCCCUGAUGUGCAACAUGUUAUUCACUAUCAGGUUCCCCGCACAUCUGAGACAUAUGUCCAUCGCAGCGGCAGAACAGCAAGAGCUACGAAGGAGGGUCUCAGUUUACUCCUCAUCGGUCCAGAUGACAUGAUGAACUUUAAAAAAAUUUACAAGAACCUUAGAAAGGAUAAGGAGCUUCCUGUGUUUCCCGUAGACAGCCGCUGCAUGGAGGCUAUCAAGGACCGUGUAAACUUGGCCAGAAAGAUAGAAAAGAUUGAGUUCUACAACAACAGGCAAAAGCACCACAACUCCUGGUUCAGACAAGCAGCAGAGGCCAUGGACAUCACUCUUGAUGAAGACCUCUUACUUGGUCAUGGGAGGGACGAGGAUGACGACAGGGAGCAACAGAAGAUGGUGAAAGGCAUGAAAAUACACCUCAAGCAUCUCAUCUCCCAGCCCGUGUUCAAGGGUGCCACAAAGACCAAGUACCCCACUCAGAUGGGACGCCUGUGCCUGGCUAACUUGCCUCUCGUGGGGGAGGAAAGCGCCAUCACGAGAGUUUCGGCAGUGCAGAAGAAAAAAAAUACCGGUGCAUCACAGCGCAAAAAAGGAAAGCAGAAAAAAGAAAGGCAGUGAACAUUUUUAUGGAAAUAUUGAAAUUGGUUUAGUCAAAAUUGGACAGUUUCGGAAUCAAGUUUCACUGCAUGUUUGUUUUAAUUAAAAUAUUUUAACUAGAACUUGUUAUUGUACAGUCACUGAGUUGAAAGGCCAAAGACAAAUAUCACACGGUCCACUUUUCAGUGAUGCUAUAACAACGUGUCCCUAGAGCCUAUUUGCUCCACUUUUAAGAGUUGCUCAUUCGCAUUUGAAGUUGUUUUCAUGAUGUCAUGAAGGAAAAACUUCCUCAUGGAUAUACUGCUAAAUGGGCCUACCCCGCAUAUACGGCCACCACUUCACUGAGGACAGCUUUGGUUAAAAAAAAAAAAGACAUGCUACACAUCUUAAAGGCUGGAGAAGUGUACGUUAGUUACAGAUGUAGACGCUGUAAGUUUGAUCGUUUGGUUUUUUCAUCAGCAAAUAGGCUAUCGUCACAUGUUAAAGUGUGACUGUUUACAAUAUAGCGAUGCUAGUGUUUAGAACGGUUGUGCCAUCCAUCCAUCCAUCCAUUUUCUAUGGCACUUCUAAGUAGGGUGGCGGGGGCAUGCUGGAGCCUAUCCCAGCUGACUUCGGGCGACAGGCGGGGUACACACUGGACUGGUCCUGUCCCGUUCUAAUGCAUCACCUCAUUGCCUCCAAUCUUGCCACCAACACAUUUGCCCCCAUACAUUCACACAAUGUCUUAAAACAGUUGGUAAGAAUUGUUUAAUCACAUUUGUGUCUGUGCUGAGUUGAGUGUUGUCAGGGUGGGGGUCAUGGGUAAAGAAUGCUAAAGUGUGAUAUGUGGUGGAGGAGGUGUAUAGAGGCCUCAGCACCAUCAGGGAUGAUGUGGUGCACCAACUGCUCCUCAUCGCCCUCCAUUGAGACCACGUGGAUGCAAAUUCCCAGCGCUUGAGUGAGAGCCAAGAUGUCCACAUGGUCGCACUCCAUCCCCAUGGCUUCCACAUCCUGCAUGAGGGUAAACAAAGUCAAACAGCAUUUGGAGUAUGUGUAUGACCUGUUUGUUCACUUGGGGGCAGUAGCAUUCUACUGACUUGAUGACAGUACGCCUGCAGGCUGGGUGCCUCCACAAAGUUGCAGAAGUCGUCGGCAUUGUUCUGCAGGUAUGCAGAGGUGAGUAGACGCAGGUACUGCACCACGCUGUCUGAGGUCACGUGAUCAUUGAAGAGCCUGAACAGCAUCUCCUCCCGUUCGCCACCUUCGCAGCGCUCAAUGACAUUAACAACCUUUAUGAGGAGGAAAGACACCACCGUAAGUACCAUACUUCACACAGUGGCUGAAGGUGUCUGAACUGCUCAGAGUAGCAGGCAUUUAUUUGGUGGGGAAUUUUUAGAAUAUAAUGUAGUCUUUGGUCAUUUUGGUA